This is a messenger RNA of Lycium barbarum (goji berry), 1985 nucleotides long. RefSeq names its product protein IQ-DOMAIN 3-like. The transcript has 7 exons. The coding region runs from base 230 to 1651 and encodes 473 amino acids. The record is from RefSeq and is a predicted model, not a curated record. Lineage: Eukaryota; Viridiplantae; Streptophyta; Magnoliopsida; Solanales; Solanaceae. Gene Ontology annotation, molecular function: protein binding.
AAUUCAUUAGUUGGAAAUGUUCAUAAUCAAGAUCUAGUUUCUCUCUCUCACUUACAAAAUAUGCAAAAAGAAUCACUAAAGAUUAGAGGGGUCCAACUCUUUUCUUAUCUUUUUGUUUUGUGUUAGCCACAUUGUUGACUCUUUACAGAGAAAAAGCUGCAGUCUUUGAAGAAUAGAGGAACAAAAUAGAAGCUUUCUUAGAUCUCUGGGUAAUUUGUGGAAUACAAAGAUGGGAAAGAAAGGAAGCUGGUUUUCUUCAGUAAAGAAGGCUCUGAGCCCAAAUUCUAAGGAAAAGGCUGACAAGAAAGCAAGUAAAUCAAAGAAGAAAUGGUUUGGGAAAGAAAAGGAUCCAGUACCGGAUUCUUCGACUUUGGUGGUUGCCUCAGUAUCUCCUCCUCGACCUGUUCCGCCAGUGGAAGAGGUCAAAUUGGAUGAAGUGGAAGAAGAGCAGACUAAACAUGUUUAUUCUGUUGCAGUUGCCACAGCUGCAGCAGCCGAAGCGGCUGUUGCAGCUGCCCAGGCUGCUGCAGAGGUUGUUCGGUUAACUACUGUCAAUCAAUUUGCAGGCAAAUCCAAGGAGGAAAUAGCCGCAAUCAGGAUUCAGACUGCAUUUCGAGGAUAUCUGGCCAGAAGGGCAUUGAAAGCUUUAAGAGGACUUGUCAGACUCAAAACACUAGUUGAUGGACCUACUGUCAAACGGCAAACUGCAAAUACACUGAAAUGUAUGCAGACUUUAUCUCGUGCGCAGUCUCAGAUUAGUUCUAGAAGGAGCAGGUUAUUGGAGGAGAACAGAACUCUCCAGAGACAGCUCAUGCAGAAACAUGCAAAAGAACUUGAGAGUUUGAGGAGAGGGGAGGAAUGGGAUGAUACUCUACAAUCAAAGGAGCAAAUAGAAGCAAGUUUGCUCAGCAGAUACGAAGCUGCAACGAGACGAGAAAGAGCACUAGCCUAUUCAUAUUCCCACCAGCAAACCUGGAAGAAGUCAUCGAAAUCUACCAACUUGUUAUUUAUGGAUCCAACCAAUCCUCAAUGGGGUUGGAGCUGGUUAGAGCGGUGGAUGGGUUCUAGGCCUAAGGAAACCCAAAGCAUGUCAGAGAAAGAACUAAAAAGUGAUCAAUUGUCCAUUGCUGGAGAAAUUACCAAGGCAUUUGCGCGGCAUCAACUGAAUUCUGAACUCCCAUCUUCUCCUUCGGGCCAAAAGCCAAACCGUCCUCCAAGCCGCCAGUCCCCUACUACCCCUUCCAAGCGAGGAACUGCUAGAAAAAUCAAACCAGCAAGUGCAAGAGUCAGUGCAAUAAACCAAGAUGAUGACACACGAAGCGUGUUUAGUGUUCAAUCAGAAAUGAACAGGAGGCACAGCAUUGCAGGAUCAUCUGUAAGAGAUGAUGAGAGCUUGGCAAGCUGCUCGUCGGUACCAAGUUAUAUGGCGUCCACUCAGUCAGCAAAAGCAAGAACGUCACGGUUGCAGAGUCCAUUAGGCAUGGAAAACGGUACACCACCAGAAAAGGGAUCAGCAGGUUCUGUGAAGAAGCGACUCUCUUACCCGCCUUCACCAGCCAUUACAAGGCGGCAUUCAGGCCCACCAAAGAUCGAGAGUACCUCCACAAACACCUCAAUUGCUGAAGGAUUUGUGAAUGGAAUUGUCAACUAGCUCAUCUUUUCACAAGUAAUAAACGCAGAGGAGAUAUGAAGAUUUGGAACAAAGGCAUUCGUUGAUCGAAUCAUGCAACUUCAACUUCUCCAUAAAUCAACAUGAGUUCGUUACUGUAUGUGCAUGCCUGCGUGGUGAUUGCCUUUUUAAAUUUUCAAAAAAAAAAAAAAAAUGAUACUUGCUUUUAAAAUAUUCUUCUCCCACGAGUGUUGAUUUCAGAUUGUGAUAGUUGUGAAUUUAUUUUAGAGAAAGCAUUUUCUUGUUUGUGAUUAUAUAUGAUUCCAUCUUUAUUGUAUACAAAAUGGUGAAAAAAGAGAGACUAUUUCUUUAUUUA